Molecule: messenger RNA, 376 nt
Organism: Dentiscutata erythropus
Lineage: Eukaryota; Fungi; Glomeromycota; Glomeromycetes; Diversisporales; Gigasporaceae
Source: the annotation of a GenBank genome assembly
GGUUAUACCAACUAUGUGAUACUAACUAUUCACAUGCACAAUUAGAAAUUCAACAAGCAAUAGCUGAUAUGGAAAUUGCAGCUUGUGUAAUUGUUCAUUCGACUGCUAUCGUUCAAGAAAGGACUAUACAAAUCUGGUGCAUUGCAAUACCUAUUAUUUUUCCCUUAUGGAGAAAUUGGUUGGCAUGUAUACUAGAAGAACAACAAAUACAAUUAUUUAAUGAAUAUUUAGUAGAUAUGUUUAGCAGAGCAGAAGAUGAACGAUUACAAUUUAUACAUAAAGAACAAUAUAGAUUUAGAAAAGGUGGAUUGGAAGAAGAUGAAUCAAUAGGUGACAAAGCAGAAUUACAUCCAAAUAAUAUAUAUUUACUAGCAUC